Aethina tumida (small hive beetle) is the source of this 3774-nucleotide messenger RNA. It is a transcript of the gene Eip75B, whose product is annotated as ecdysone-inducible protein E75. Lineage: Eukaryota; Metazoa; Arthropoda; Insecta; Coleoptera; Nitidulidae. Gene Ontology annotation, molecular function: RNA polymerase II cis-regulatory region sequence-specific DNA binding; nuclear receptor activity; zinc ion binding. Gene Ontology annotation, biological process: negative regulation of transcription by RNA polymerase II; hormone-mediated signaling pathway; positive regulation of transcription by RNA polymerase II. The transcript is spliced from 5 exons. The coding region runs from base 146 to 2590 and encodes 814 amino acids. The record is from RefSeq and is a predicted model, not a curated record.
GACACAGCUACGCGUGUGUUAUCAGAGAGUACGUGUGCCCGCGCGUCCCCGACGUCCGUCGUCGGCGUGUGCAUUUAGAACGCCCCGCGUACGACGUUAAGGGUGGUCCGCGUCGAUUGUCAGGUGUGGAGUGACGCCGCCGAACAUGCAGACGACGACGACCACGAUCGUGUUCAAGACUGACGUGAAGGAGUUCAGGAUACCGGCCGGCGCGAUUGUGUCGUCGACGUCGUCGUCGCCGCCGGGCUCGUCGACGAUGAGGCCGCCGCCGCCGCCGCCGCCGCCCAAGAUCAAGGUGAUGGACAGCAAGCUGGAGGAGCCGUCCAGUUCGAUUCCGGAUUUAGAGUUCGACGGCACGACCGUCCUGUGCAGGGUGUGCGGCGACAAAGCGUCCGGCUUCCACUAUGGGGUGCACAGCUGCGAAGGAUGUAAGGGCUUCUUCCGACGCAGCAUCCAGCAGAAGAUCCAGUACAGGCCGUGCACCAAAAACCAGCAGUGCUCGAUCCUGCGGAUCAACAGGAACCGUUGCCAGUACUGCAGACUGAAGAAGUGCAUCGCGGUCGGGAUGAGCAGGGACGCGGUUAGAUUCGGCCGUGUGCCCAAACGUGAGAAGGCCCGCAUCCUGGCCGCCAUGCAGCAAAGCUCCAACUCCAGGAGUCUGGAGAAGGCGGUGGCGGCGGAGUUGGAAGACGAGCAACGUCUGCUCGCCACCGUCGUUCGCGCUCACAUCGACACCUGCGACUUCACCAGGGACAAAGUCGAGCCCAUGCUACAAAGGGCGCGAGACCAACCCUCGUACACCGCAUGCCCACCCACUCUGGCGUGUCCAUUGAAUCCGAACCCGCAGCCACUGACUGGACAACAGGAGUUGCUCCAGGACUUCAGCAAACGCUUCUCGCCGGCCAUUCGCGGCGUAGUGGAGUUCGCCAAAAGGAUUCCCGGAUUCUCGCUGUUGGCGCAAGACGACCAGGUGACGUUGCUGAAGGCCGGCGUGUUCGAAGUGUUGUUGGUGCGUCUGGCGUGCAUGUUCGAUUCCCAAACCGCCUCCAUGAUCUGUCUGAAUGGACAAGUGCUGAAACGUGACGCAAUACAUAACAGUUCAAACGCGCGUUUCCUUAUGGACUCGAUGUUCGAUUUCGCCGAAAGGAUGAACGCCCUGAGGCUGAGCGACGCCGAAAUCGGACUGUUCUGUUCUGUGGUGGUAAUCGCUGCUGACAGGCCCGGUUUGAGGAACACAGAAUUGAUUGAGAAGAUGCACAACAAAUUGAAAUCUGCGCUUCAAAUCGUUGUUAGCCAGAACCAUCACGGCCAAGCUCACAUUUUGGAUGAGCUGAUGAAGAAAGUCCCUGAUCUCCGCACUCUGAACACAUUGCACUCAGAGAAGCUGCUCGCAUUCAAAAUGACCGAGCAACAACAGAUGAUGCAGCAGCAGCAGCAACAAUUGUGGGGCUCGCCGUUGGAAGAGGAAAGUAGCAGCAAAAGCCCGGCCGCUUCGUCGUGGUCGUCAUCAUCAGACGUCACAAUGGACGAGGCCAAGAGUCCACUGGGCUCAGUUUCGAGUACCGAAUCGAUGAGUUCCUCGGAGAUGACUUCGAUUAAUGACUAUCAUCACGGUCCCAGUCAUCACCACAUCAGCUCGAACGUCACAAACGCUCCACUUUUGGCUGCUACUUUGGCCGGAGGAAUAUGCCCACACAGACAUCGGGCAAACAGUGGCUCGACUUCGUCGGGAGAUGAUGAACUGGCUGCAACAUCACAUCUGAUUCACAAUGGUCUGACGAUCACACCAGUCAGCAGACCACACAACUCGCACCCCAGAUUCAGAAAAUUGGAUUCCCCAAGCGAUUCCGGCAUCGAAUCUGGCACCGAGAAGGUCGACAAACCCACAUCGGUGUGUUCGAGUCCCAGAUCAUCAGUGGAGGACCACCACAUCGUUGAGGACAUGCCUGUGCUCAAGAGGGUGUUGCAAGCUCCACCUCUUUACGACACUAACUCGCUGAUGGACGAAGCCUACAAGCCACACAAGAAAUUCCGGGCAUUACGCAAUAAGGAUUCGGCCGAGGCCGAACCAGUAGUCAUUAUGUCUCCCCAACCAGUGCAAUCUCAGCUGCAAAUGCAGUUGACCGCCCCGCAAAGCAGUUUAUCCAGCACCCACUCAACGCUGGCAAAAUCUCUAAUGGAAGGCCCGAGGAUGACGGCAGAGCAGAUGAAGCGCACCGACAUCAUCCACAACUACAUCAUGCGCGGAGAGCAACCGUCACCAAUGGUGACCGCCUCCCCAACCGCCUGCCCUUACAAAACCAACGGCUCGUGGGCGACCAGCGUGAUAACGACGACGGCGCGGCUACAGCCCAACAACACCCAAACACCCCCGCCCCAGGAAUACUCCAGGUUAUACCUGCACCCGCAGUCGCCGCACUCGACGUCGCCCGCGCCGCCCCAGUCCCGAUCGCCCGCCCUCCUCUCCGUGCCCACCAAAAUGGUGGAGCUACAGGUGGACAUUGCGGACUCGCAGCAGCCGCUCAAUCUGUCCAAAAAGUCGCCGUCCCCGUCGCCCAGGCCGCUCAAAAUUGUCACGCUGGAAGUGUAAGGAUGCGGUGCGCCGAGCGUCGACGCCAUCUCAUGAGAUUAGUACAAAAGUGGGUGUGUGCCGCUGCGGACCAAAAGACUAUUUAUUAAAUUUGUGCCGCAGUGAAUGACAUUGAAAGGUGCCACUUUAAUCGUAUUGAAAAAUGAAAACCAAAUAAUGCUGCUGCUCCUCCCCCUCUGUAUAAAUAUCCAGUAAACUACUACUAUGUCUAUAAUGUCUCUGUAUGUUGAUGUGUGACUCAUGUCGUAGUUGUAGUUUUAAUUUUGUUUUUGUUUUCUGGUUUGGUGACGGCUGCAAAGAAGCCGCCGAAUUCUCAUGUUCUCGUGUAAAUUUACUUCCGCCAUUCUGGAGCGUCGCGCCGAUAACCCUCCCCCCCCUUGUACAUAGCGGACCAAAAGCCCCCAUUUCGUGCGCGACCCUAUAGAUAAGGUUUCAAACAAUCAAUCACUAAUUUAAUGGCUAAACAUGUAUGUAAAUCAAUAUUUAUGAUUACUAAGUAUCGAUUAAAAACUGGCAUCAGCACCAAUCCUAUUAUAGAUUUAUUAUAUUAUUGUUUAAUAUAUGUGAUAAAUUUUUGAUUUUUAGGACAUAUUUAUGUAUAAGUUUGUGUUACGUAUCUCAGUUUGUAAAGAGACUCGUUAUCUCAUCAUCAUAUUCAUUUCAUCACCGCGCCCCCCAUUUUAACUAUUUUAAGUUUAAGUCGGACGGGCCAGCGAAGAGAAUGUGAGACUGAGGGGGGCAGUAAUUGGCUCCCCAUCGUACUAUAACGUCCUCAAGACGUGAAAAAAAAAAAUAAAUAAAUAAAUAAUCGCCUUUACUCCCCCUACGCUGUGUCUCUUCCGUUGUCCCGUUCAGGAUGUGAAGGUUUCUGCCCUCAAUUCAAGCCACACGCAUACACACACACACCAUGUAACAUGUUUUUAUCGAAUUCUGUAUUAUAAUUAUUAUUAUUAUUAUUAUUGUCACUGAUGUUAACAUGAAAUGUUCUCAAACUGGACGGCGAGAUGGGGCCCAGUCGUCGCACUAUUUAGUAGGUCAUUACAUCGCGACGAUUGGCCCAUUGAACCGUCGAUAAAUAAAACCACAUGUCAAUGUAAACUUUUUGUCUUUGUUUUUUGUUUUUAUUUUGUAAAUUGGGAGCUUGUUGAGGCCGUCAGAAUAAACCAUGUCUUGGUGAUAUUUAA